UUUCACAAUAUUUUUUGAAGUCAUACAAUAAUUAUUUCAAUAGUAAAUAUAGUCGAGCGGAUUGAUCACAAGUAUAAUUCUUAAAUAAAAACAAUAUAAAUUUUAUAUUUAUAAAAUACUUUGAAUGGUGUCCUUGCAACGUGAACAAUUUAAUACAAAUAAAAAUAAAUCUUUACAACAUUUGGUGCCUAUAUUAUUGCUGUUAAAAGACAUUUUAAAAAGUGAUCACUAUUUGUGCAAUAUUUUCGAAAAAGAUAUUUUAGAUAUUUCUGAAAACUGUCAAGUUUGUAGAAAAAUGGCAGCAUUACCUCAAGGUGCAUUUGUGGCAUGCAAAUUACGUGAACAAUAUCGUGAUAGAGAUUUAAUAAUUUCUCGAUUGAAAUCAAGCGGCGAAAAAAAUGAACCGAAAAUUUUCAGCGGCAACAAAAAAUUAAUGGAAUACAGUCCAGUAAAGUACAACGAGAAAUUAAUGAAUUCAAUUUGGGGAUUCUAUAAUCGUUAUUCACCCCAUAAUAUAAAAAGUAAUGAAAUCGUUUCCUUCGAUCUUGCUUAUAAUCAGCAACAGCAAUCUGCUGUUGCUAAUCAAGCCAUUGCUCAUAAUAUAGCAAUGGCUGUCACUACCGGUAAGGAAUGGACUUUUAUGGACAAAAAGUAAAACAUUUAUUGGUCUCAGAAACAUUAAACAUUUUUUCGUCUUAACAUAAAUACAUAGAUAGAUAAAUACCAUGUAAGAAAUUAAAUUUUCAUCUAUACAAAUAUUUUUGUAACAACUUAUUAAAUUUAUACAAAUUGAUUUAAAUUUUGAAAAAAUAAAAAUGAACACUUUUAAUUUUCCAAUUAGUUUAAAUAGCAUGAUUCGUAUGUAGGAACCAUGUACUUGAUAUUAAUAAAAGCAUCUUCUCCUCCAUGUAUUUCCAAAAUUUGAAGUGUUUCAUCAAUUAAGUCUCCUAGAUUCAUAUUUUUCUUUUGAGUAUAGUCAAUUUCAUCUCCACAAUUAACUGUAAUAAUUUACAAAAUAAAAAUUAAUAAAAUAAGUACAAUUUAA
Molecule: messenger RNA, 1045 nt
Organism: Lucilia cuprina (Australian sheep blowfly)
Lineage: Eukaryota; Metazoa; Arthropoda; Insecta; Diptera; Calliphoridae
Exons: 4
Coding region: 125-655 (176 amino acids)
Source: RefSeq, a predicted model, not a curated record